AUAUAAAUGGCGCUGCAAGUUUUAAUAAUAAAGCUUGAGUGAGAUCUAUCUAAUACCCCGGGAAUAGGUUACAUUAGAAUAUUUAAAAAAAUAUAUUUAAAAUGUACUAUAGAAGACGUAAAUUUCAUCUUAUUUUUGGAAUUUCUGCAAGCAUUACAGCAUACUGUGUUAAUCUUAUGCCACAUACAAUAUUUCUUGAUAAAUUGGAGAACACUGUUGCUUUUUAUCGUCGUGGCGUUAGACUACGUAUAAAUAAUAAAGUAAAAGAACUAUGCAAAGAGGUAAUGGAUGACUUAAAAAUUCCCGAAAAUACUCAGUCUCUCAUAAAACCAUUUUACGUUUUUGGUUUUCAUCCUUUUCAUGCUGGAACAUUAAAUAAAACUUUUGGAGGAAUUAUUGGUAUUCCUUCAAAUUUUUUAUUUCGUGAUACUGCUGAUGCAUCAGUUGAAAAAUUAGUUAUAAAUAAUAAAGAACUUGAUCAGAUGAAAGUAGAAGCAAAUGAUUUAUUUGAUAGUUUAAUACUUUCAAAAAAUGCACAAAAAUAUGUAAUAGCACGUGAAAUUUUAAAAAUUCUAAGUAAUGAGGUAUAUUCAUUUGCAGGUAGUUUAUCUUGUAUUGUUAUAAUCAUGACAUCAAUUUAUAGUAACAUAGUGCAUAAAUUUAAUUUAUAUGAGAAAAAAGCAUCAUACCGUCGUAUAUUAUAUUUAUUUUUUACGUUAGUUGGAUACGCUUUCUGGGUUGCAUUUAAAGAUGCUGUACGUUGUCAUAUUGAUGCCAGUAUCGAUGAAAAUAUAUCAAAAUUAGGUUUAAAUUAUAUAGACGGAGGAAGGGAAUAUUAUGAGAAAGAACUGAAAAAGAAUAUUGCAUUGAGAUCGCUUAUGGAAAAAGAUGGAGAAAAGUCUUAUCAUGUUAAUGGAAAUGAAAAACACUGGGGAUUUAUGUCACUCCCUCUUUCUGAGAGAAAAAGUUUUUUUGAAUCAAAACACUUAAAACUAUAAAAUAUUCAAUAUGACAGACAAUUUCUUACUUUAAGACCUUAUGUACGUAUUAUGUAAAUAUUUUUCAAUAAAAUAUUAAAUGAAUUUUUAUGCUCUACUUAA
Molecule: messenger RNA, 1100 nt
Organism: Vespa crabro (European hornet)
Lineage: Eukaryota; Metazoa; Arthropoda; Insecta; Hymenoptera; Vespidae
Product: transmembrane protein 177
Exons: 3
Coding region: 102-998 (298 amino acids)
Source: RefSeq, a predicted model, not a curated record